AUGUAUACACAAUGCCUCUAUCGUAUAAUCGGACAGGAAUCUAACAUUAGAGUGCUUCAAACAUAAAAAAUAAUAAUGUGUUGUAUUUCGCUUUUAUUUACAAAAAUUUAAAACAAUUAAAUUUUUUGUGCUCAACGAAGAAUCAGACAAAUCAAAAUAGCACCACUAAAUAUAUAAAACGAAAGGAGUCAAAACUUAGUUGUAGCUUAUAAUCACUUUGAAACCGAUUUGACCAAAUUUUGCUCUAGCGCCGAAUCAAAGGAAUUCCAAACUUGUAGCUGAGGUAUUAAACCUUUGUGAUACACUAUUCUAGCUAAUUCUUCCAACAAAUGUUCGAUUACAUAGAGGUCAGGGUUCUGCACUGGUGUUUGUAUUAUUUUUGGGGCAGUUGUGUAUCAAACAAAGCCUUGCAGCACCCGAUUUGUGCUUGGGGUCGUUGUCUUAGUCUUUUUUUAUUGACGUAGACAACGUUUACGUGGUUAUAACCGAGUUUACAACACCGCGCCAGUUGUUUCUUAAUAGAAACAAAAGUUUUUGCGUUACACAACUUCUGCGCACUUUGUGAUCAAAUUCGGCACUUGCUUUACGCCACACAAACAUUUUGAAAUCUGAGCCAUGCAAAUUAAAUUUGCUUUCGUCAGUGAAAACUAUCAAAUAAAUGUGGUUUGAGGUGAAAUAUUGUGAAAUUAUAUGUUUCCAAAAGUCUUCUGAGUUUAGUAGAUACUCCUUAGCUUAUUUUAGCCUUUUGUUAUUUAAAAUGCUAAUGAAAGUUUUUUCUGGCAAUUCUACCAUGUUUAACGUAUUACGAACAGUAUUUAGGAAUAAAUCUUUUUCAUUUCGAAUAUUUAAAUAAAUUUUAAGUUCUUUUGCCGUUUUAAAAGGAUUUUUUGUGAGUUCUUUUAGUAUAGAAGGCUCUUCUCGUACUUCUCCGCUUCUAUUGGCAAAUCCGAACUCAUCAUGGAAUCUUUUGAUUAUGAUGCACUGUUGAUUUACAAAAUAGCGGCACUUUUCGCACUGCUAUUUUGAUCCGAUUAUUCGUUGAGUGCAUAAAAUUGAGUUAUUUACAUAUGCUUUUCUACGCAAACUUUACAUUUAUCAUAUGUUUUUAUUUUUUUUAUUGAUGAGAGAGAAAGGAUUAAGAAGUGUAGUGAAACAACACAUUCUGCUCUUGUGUUUUUAUGUUUGGAGCAUAUUCAUAUUAGAUAAACUCUUGUACGAUUAUGCAAGGGAGACACAGGGGGAUGACGGAUAACGGCAAUUUUUUAUUUUUUUAACCCUUAGUUGGUCAUUUUGGUAUUCGUAUUUACUAUAUUUAAUUAAAGUCGAUAAUCAGUUACAAACCAUUUUGCUCGAAAACAUUUUACCAUUUUGAAGGAACUUUUAUAAUGAGACUCUUAUAGAAAUUCUCGCCCCAAAGAAAAAGCUGAGAUAGUCAAUUUUUAUCAGCAAAUUCAUUCGCUAUAGAUAUUAGCAGGUUUUAACCAAUUGGUGUUAGUUCCUGACUGUCUCACUCUCAUCAUUCCGACUUCUUAGAGCGUAACCACGUAAAUUACAGAAAUAAUGAAUUAUUUUUACUAAACCUUAUAUGCCCAAAAAACUUAGCCCUUAUUUCACUUGAAAAGGGCAACAACUAACGAUUUUUUUCUGCAAACUACUAAUCCUCUUCAGAAUAAAUAUUUGGAAGUCAGUUAAUGUUCGAAGAAAAAGUAACGGACGAGAGCAGACUUUUGUCACCCACUGUAUGUUUUAAUGACUAUAUAAACUUUGAAUUAGAAAGAACAUAACUCAGAAAAACGUUCUUCGAUUGUUUUUAUUUACACGCUUUUGCUAGCUUCCAAAUACAUCUAUUUUUUAAAUAACAAAACGAUAUUAAAAACAUUUCAUUUGCAUAUUUUUUUUUUUCGUUUUAUUCACUAAUACACCAAAAAGCGUGAAUUUUUAGUUAAUUUUUCUUUCUGAAUAUUAAUGUUCUAAACAUAGCGAAAUUGUUCAAAUGUAGGGAAUAAGAUAUAGACUGAUUAUGGACGAAAGUUAUAUAUGUAUAUAUAUAUAUUGCUUGAUCAAAUGAAAAGAAGAAUGAUUUUAUUAUCAAUAUUUAUUUUUUAUUUUACAAAAAAUAUAAUUGAAUACAGGCUCUAAUUGAAAAAUCAAUACAAGUCUACCGAAUUCAUAAAAACUAAAAACAAAAUAUCUAAAGAAUUUUAUUAUAAACUUUCCCCGUUUGAAAUGCCGCAAAAAGUUUGACUAAAUCUGAUAUGAGCGCAAUUUCAAGCAGAUAAUUUUUUUAUUAACAUUUGAUUAUUAUAUUUGAUACCUUUUAUGAAAUUUUGUUAAAGCUUUAGUAAUGUUUAAAUUAAUCUUAUAGGGAACUAACGUUGUGUAUGUAUUUAUGAUGUUUUAAUUAUAAUAUAUUUAAUGAAAAGCGUGUAUAUAUGUACUUCUGGAUACAUGAAUAUUUAAUUGCCUAUAAAAAAAUACAAGAAAUAAUUCAAGUGAAAUUAAUUAAAAAAUGGAAAACAUGAAAACUGAAAUAAUACAAAUUUUUUAAUCACAUACAUAUACAUAUGCAUAUAAUUACCGUCAUGAAACAGGCAUUUUUUAUAUUCAAGUAGGGAUUAUUUACAUAGUAUAAUAUACCAUAUGUAUAUUAGAUUGAAUGGCCCGCAGAUAAUGGACAAUGCUUUAUUCGAGACAUAUUUAAGGAAUAUUCUAUGACGACAACAACAAUAAACACAAUAAUAUCAAAUUAAUAAACAUUCUUAUGUAGUUUACUUUAUAAGAAUAAAUAAAACGAAGAGAAAUGUAAUCAUAAAAGUAUAUAAUGAUCAUAAAUGAUAUGAAGAGAAUACUUUGGGCCUUCCCAUUAAAAAAAUGAUAGUGAAUUGUAUUUGUUCCGUUCCAUAAAAUGUUAAAACGUACCAUAAAUGAAAUAUACAAUGCGUAUAGGUCAACAAUUUUAAAUAAUAAAAUAUAUUUUAUAAAUAACAUAUGACACACAAAACUAUGCAACAAGACCAAAUGAAAUGGUUGGUCGUUUGUAGCUCAUACAUAAAUAAAUAAUAUAAUACUCGUAAUGAGCAAGAAUAAAAUAAAAAGUGUGAAAUAAGAAUACAAUUGAAUAAAUUUCUAUUCAAAAGGUUUGUUAUAUUAAACGAUUAUUGGAAGGGCCCUUAGUAUUUCAUAAACAUAUGUAUGUUUGCUGAACCUUUUAUGUACCUACAAUAUAAAUUGUAUUAUACAAGUAAUUUACAAGUAUAAGUAAGCACAUUUUAUUAUCCAUACAAUUUUUUGCAGUAUAAAAUUAAAAAAAUUAUUCAGUAAUAUAAAGUUAUACAAGAUUUCAUUUAUUUAGUAACAUACGUAUAAUGUCUGAGCACGAUCAUCUAUAUAUUAUAUUAUACAUAUGUACAUAUUUAAGUUCACAGAAAAAAAAUUAAUUAAUUAAGAAAUCACUAUGAACAGCAGCAGUCAGUUGUAGAAACUCAAUUUUUGGUUAUAAUUUGGUGUAUUUGUUAGAAAAUAUAUGUUUAAUUAUUAUAUAAACAUAUGUUACAAAAGUAAAUAUAGCUGAAAAUUUUGUAAAUUGCUGCAAGCACUUACAUUCGCUAAAAAGAGUUAAAAAUUCACACAUAUAUGUAUACCCAACAUAUUGUAAGUAAUUACAUUAAAGCGCAUCUAGAACAUUUGAAAAGUGUUGCAAUAGAUAAAAUUGUUACCAAAGUAAAACUUGUCUAUAUAAUCAUAUGACCAAAUAAAUUAAUCAUGUGUAGUGUGAAUGAUUAAUUGAUUAAAAACGAAUCUGGUCCAACAGGUAAGUGUGCACUUUACUUAAUUCCGAAUUUAUAAAAUGCAUUGUCCAACACUGCUCGACUUGCAAUUUUUGACAAUUCAGCAUUGUCAAAUAUUAACAGUUAUUUUCUUAAAUUUUUUAACCUCAUUACAUUUUUGCAGCAUCAAUUAAAGAAGUUUUUAAUUUAAUUUAUUUAACAAAAGUAAAAAUAUGGAAGUGUUUUUAAAUGAAGAGCUCACAUCUGAAGCAAAAAAGGAUAUACGUUAUGCAUAUCUGCGCGAGUGCGGUAUAACCGACAAGCUUAAUGACAUUUUUAAAAAAUUAUUACAAGCUGGCGUAAGGCCAGAUAAUCCGUUAGAUUUCAUACGCGAGGAAUUAGGUGAUAAACCCAUACCGACGGAAACUUUUGAAAAUAUGGAGCACGAGUUAGACGAUGCGCAUCGUGAAAUUCGUCGUUUACGCAGCAUAUUGAAAGAACUUGGCGUUAAUAAUCCGGACGAGCAAUUUCAUGACGCAGAAGCGGGGCCUGAUGAGUUUGACAAUGUAGCCAGUGAAUUUAACAAUUCAUUGACCAUUACGGAAAUUAAUGAUGAUCACACGGGCGGACAACAUACACAACAGACUAGCUAAGCUAUAAUAAACUUUAAAUACAAAUGGAUAUUUUUAAUAUUGCUGAAAAAAAUAAUGUACAAAAGUCAGUGCAGUACUCAAAUGAUGGCGUCCAAAAAGCAAAUAAAGAAAAUAUUUACCAAAGUACAACAUUUAAA
This is a messenger RNA of Bactrocera dorsalis (oriental fruit fly), 4557 nucleotides long. RefSeq names its product c-Myc-binding protein homolog. Bases 4001 to 4420 code for a protein of 139 amino acids. The transcript has a single exon. NCBI's taxonomy places the organism in Eukaryota, Metazoa, Arthropoda, Insecta, Diptera, Tephritidae. The record is from RefSeq and is a predicted model, not a curated record.